CGUUGCGUGCUCUUUCCUGGGCCAGACUAUCCCGGAGAGAGAAACAAUCCUUUGCUAGCCCGCAGCAACAACCGCACAACAUACACUUGCUUACACACAGCGCAGCUGCCGAACACACACACCCCCCACACCCCUACACUCUUACACCCCCGACACCGACACACACCCACCUACACAGCAAAAAAUAGGAAAGACACGGAAGCAGCAAUGUACUCGGUCGAAGCACACACAAACACAAACGCCAUCUCCAUACCGGCGUCAAGCACGUCAGGGAUGACGCAUCUGAACACACAGAGCGAGCACCGGCAGAUCGACGCCUGCAACAGUCUGUUGAGGACGUUGCUAAUCCUGGACAUCGUGAUACUAGACAAGCUCCACAGGCGGUCCAACCUCUCGCUCUUGUUGAUCCAUCUACGAUGCGCGUUGGACCGGUUCAUCGACACGCAGGCCGACGGCGGCGACACCGCCGAGAUCGUGCGACAGUUCAACAGCUCGAUGUCGUUGGUGUUUGAGAACGCCCGCUUUUUCAACCUCACCGAACUCCACGAAAUCUACAACGCUCUGCUCAAGGAGCUCCACGGCGACGUGGAUCCGCAGACGGCAGGCGAGACCGGGCCGAGUCAGGCGCAGCCCCGGAAAGUCUCUCUCUCGGUAGACUUCGACUCAUUCGCCAACAGGAUUCUCUGCUGCUCGGAAUCCUUGGCAGACUACAAGCACUUUGAUGCCAAGUUUGACGAGGCUGCCAUCAUGGACCACGAGCUGGAGAAACUCAAAUCCCACUACAUCGCCACCUCCUUCAAGUACAAAUGCAGACACCAGUCGCCGGCUCCAACAGCUUCCAGUGUGUGCAACGAAAACUUGCAGCUGGUGCAAUCGCCUGAUUUCAUGGAGUUCCAUCUGAAAAGAUGGAAGGCUUUAAACUUGUUAGACAGGCGUAUUUUCAAAAGUUCCUGAAUGGCUGUUUGUUUUCCUGCUCUUUUAUUUUCUAAACAUCUCUAUAAAAUUCGUGUACCUGCAUCUAAUCUACUAUCCUGUUUGCGCAUAAAUUUUUUCGUUUUUAUGAUUAUUUUCAAACCUUCUAAAUUACAAUCGAAUAUAUAGUAACAUCUUAUACAACAA
Messenger RNA from Pichia membranifaciens NRRL Y-2026, 1119 nucleotides. RefSeq lists its product as hypothetical. The record is from RefSeq and is a predicted model, not a curated record. The transcript has a single exon. Bases 208 to 954 code for a protein of 248 amino acids. NCBI's taxonomy places the organism in Eukaryota, Fungi, Ascomycota, Pichiomycetes, Pichiales, Pichiaceae.